Messenger RNA from Thermochaetoides thermophila DSM 1495, 564 nucleotides. Its product is annotated as 60S ribosomal protein uL22. Gene Ontology annotation, cellular component: cytosolic large ribosomal subunit; ribosome. The coding region runs from base 1 to 564 and encodes 187 amino acids. Gene Ontology annotation, molecular function: structural constituent of ribosome. Gene Ontology annotation, biological process: cytoplasmic translation. NCBI's taxonomy places the organism in Eukaryota, Fungi, Ascomycota, Sordariomycetes, Sordariales, Chaetomiaceae. The transcript is spliced from 4 exons. The record is from RefSeq and is a predicted model, not a curated record.
AUGGUUCGGUACGCUGCGACUGAAAUUGCCCCGACGAAGUCGGCUCGCGCCCGCGGGUCGUACCUCCGCGUCUCGUUCAAGAACACCCGCGAGACCGCCCAGGCCAUCAACGGCUGGAAGCUGCAGCGCGCUCUGACGUUCCUCCAGAACGUCAUUGACAAGAAGGAGGCCGUCCCCAUGCGCCGCUAUGCUGGUUCUACCGGCCGGACCGCUCAAGGCAAGCAGUGGGGUGUCUCCCGCGCUCGCUGGCCCGUGAAGUCGGCUCAGUUCCUUAUCGGCCUUCUCAAGAAUGCUGAGGCCAAUGCUGAUGCCAAGGGCCUCGAUACCGGCAACCUCAUCAUCAAGCAUAUCCAGGUUAAUCAGGCUCCCAAGCAGCGCCGCCGGACAUACCGUGCCCACGGUCGCAUCAACCCCUACAUGUCCAACCCUUGCCACAUUGAGCUCAUCCUCACUGAGGCCGAGGAGACUGUCCAGAAGUCCGAGGCUGUUGUCCGUGACGUCGAGUCUCACCUCUCUUCCAGGCAGCGCGGUGUCCGCAUUCGCCGGGCUCUGACUGCUGCUUGA